CAGUGAGUAGGAUGGAUACAAUACAUAGAGACGUCGGCGUUUAGGUGUACCGCUGCUUUUUGCGCUGUCGUCUCCUCAACCCAAUCCACCCACCCACCCCCCUACCAAAACACCGUACGGCUUCACACUGCUGAAUUCAGGAUUUCUCUCUGCUUUACUAUACACAGUUGUUGGAGAAGAGAAGAAGCAUGGCGGAAUCUGUUGAGCUCCCCGGUCGUCUAGCGAUUCUUCCGUUCAGGAACAAAGUGCUGUUGCCUGGCGCUAUAAUUCGAAUUCGCUGCACUUCGCCUCGCAGUGUGAAACUGGUGGAGCAAGAGUUAUGGCAGAGAGAAGAGAAGGGACUGAUUGGGGUUCUCCCUGUUCGGGAUUCUGCAGAGACUACUACUGUUGCUCCUACUUUAUCUUCAGGCGUGGCAACUGAUUCAGCUGACCGCACACCAAAAAAUCAGGCUGGUACAUCAGAGUCUCACAAACAUGAUGGCAAAAAUCAGCAGGAAGUUAUUCACUGGCAUAACCGAGGAGUUGCUGCUCGGGCUCUGCAUCUCUCGAGAGGAGUGGAAAAACCAAGUGGGAGGGUCACUUACAUAGUUGUGCUAGAAGGAUUAUGCAGAUUCAGUGUCCAAGAGCUGAGCACCAGAGGAACAUAUUAUACAGCACGGAUUACUUCUCUUGAUAUGACCAAGCCUGAGAUGGAGCAAGUUGAGCAAGACCAGGAAUUCAUUGCAUUGUCUCGCCAGUUUAAAGCCACUGCAAUGGAGCUUAUUUCUGUCCUUGAACAGAAACAAAAAACCGGAGGGAGGACAAAAGUUCUUCUGGAGACAGUUCCAGUACACAAACUGGCAGACAUUUUUGUUGCUAGCUUUGAGAUUAGUUUUGAAGAGCAGUUAUCUAUGCUGGACUCUGUUGAUGUUAAAAUAAGGCUCUCUAAGGCUACGGAGCUUGUUGACAGGCAUUUACAGUCAAUUCGUGUUGCUGAGAAGAUCACUCAAAAAGUUGAGGGGCAACUGUCAAAAUCCCAAAAAGAGUUUCUGCUUCGACAGCAGAUGAGGGCUAUAAAAGAGGAACUUGGUGAUAAUGAUGAUGAAGAAGAUGAUUUGACUGCCCUUGAGAGGAAGAUGCAAGAUGCAGGAAUGCCUGCAAAUAUCUGGAAACAUGCUCAUAGGGAACUAAGGAGACUCAAAAAAAUGCAGCCCCAGCAACCUGGAUAUAAUAGCUCCCGUGUUUACCUGGAGCUUAUUGCAGACCUUCCCUGGCAGAAGGCUAGUGAAGAACUUCAACUAGACUUAAAGGCUGCUAAGGAGCGUCUUGACAGUGACCACUAUGGUUUGGUCAAGGUUAAGCAGAGGAUAAUAGAGUACCUAGCUGUUCGCAAGCUGAAAGCAGAUGCAAGAGGUCCAGUAUUGUGCUUUGUUGGUCCUCCUGGUGUUGGGAAGACAUCUCUAGCAUCAUCCGUUGCUGCUGCUUUGGGCAGGAAAUUUGUACGCAUAUCUCUUGGUGGUGUCAAGGAUGAGGCUGAUAUAAGAGGGCACAGGAGGACGUAUAUUGGAAGCAUGCCAGGGCGUCUAAUUGAUGGAUUGAAGAGAGUAGGGGUUUGCAAUCCAGUCAUGCUGCUUGAUGAGAUUGAUAAAACAGGAUCUGAUGUACGGGGGGAUCCUGCUUCAGCACUUCUUGAGGUCCUUGAUCCUGAACAGAACAAAACUUUCAAUGAUCACUAUCUGAGCGUUCCAUUUGACCUCUCAAAAGUAAUAUUUGUGGCAACUGCAAAUAGGAAGCAACCUAUUCCUCCUCCACUCUUGGACAGAAUGGAAGUCAUUGAGUUGCCUGGGUAUACACCAGAAGAGAAGCUUAAAAUAGCAAUGCGGCAUUUAAUUCCAAGAGUUCUCGAUCAACAUGGCUUAAAUGCUGAUUUCCUUCAAAUUCCCGAGUGUAUGGUGAAGCUUGUUAUCGAGAGGUACACUAGGGAAGCUGGUGUCCGUGAUCUGGAGAGGAACUUAGCUGCUUUAGCGCGUGCAGCAGCUGUCAGAGUGGCAGAACAACAUCCUCUACCUCUCAGCAAAGAUGUGCAAAGGCUUCCUUCACCACUUUUGGAUAGCAAACUCGCUGAGGGGGCUGAGGUAGAAAUGGAAGUCAUUCCAAUGGGUGUUAAUAAUCAUGACAUUUCAAAUGCAUUUAGCAUUAGUUCACCUCUGAUUGUUGAUGAACCUAUGCUGGAGAAGGUGCUUGGACCCCCAAGAUUCAAUGAUCAAGAGACAGCAGAACGUGUUGUCACUCCUGGCAUAGCUGUUGGUUUAGUCUGGACAGCAUUUGGAGGGGAGGUGCAGUUUGUAGAGGCUACAGAUAUGGUGGGAAAAGGUGAUCUCCAUCUUACAGGUCAACUAGGGGAUGUCAUUAAAGAAUCUGCUCAGAUUGCACUGACAUGGGUACGCGCCAGAGCAACUGAACUUAAGUUGUCUACUGAAGAAAAUAAUCUCCUAGAGGGCCGUGAUAUCCAUAUUCAUUUUCCUGCUGGGGCUGUACCCAAGGACGGACCAUCCGCUGGAGUAACCCUGGUUACCUCACUGGUUUCAUUGUUCAGUCAGAGAAAAGUAAGAUCUGAUACGGCAAUGACUGGAGAGAUGACUUUGAGGGGACUAGUCUUGCCUGUUGGUGGUAUCAAGGAUAAGGUUUUGGCUGCUCAUCGUUAUGGCAUCAAAAGAGUGAUUCUACCAGAGAGGAACUUGAAAGAUUUAGUUGAAGUACCGGCGACCGUGAUUUCCAGUUUGGAGAUAAUAGUUGCUAAGAGAAUGGAAGAUGUGUUGGAACACGCCUUCGAAGGUGGUUGCCCUUGGAGGCAACACUCAAAAUUAUGACACGUACAAAAAAGAAGAUACAUAGUAACUCCAGCGCUCUUCCCCUGCAAAUCUAACAUAAAACAGCCAACCACUCCCCUAAAAUGCGGCUUGUAAAAUUCAGUGUGGACAUCUUUUUCUACAUAUUGGUAUUCUUUGCUUCUCAAGCUGUAUUCAUAAUGCUCAGAGCUAUUUGCCACUUCCGCUUUUCUAUAUAUACCACACUUGAUACCAUGUAUAGGUCUAUCUACUGAUGGAAAGAGCCCCUGAUGUUUGCUUGCACUCAAAAUAUUUGAUAAUCAAUGUGUUGAGCCUCUGCUUCCAUAAUUUAAUAA
This is a messenger RNA of Ipomoea triloba (trilobed morning glory), 3163 nucleotides long. Its product is annotated as lon protease homolog 2, peroxisomal. The coding region runs from base 189 to 2849 and encodes 886 amino acids. Gene Ontology annotation, biological process: protein quality control for misfolded or incompletely synthesized proteins; protein catabolic process; protein targeting to peroxisome. The record is from RefSeq and is a predicted model, not a curated record. NCBI's taxonomy places the organism in Eukaryota, Viridiplantae, Streptophyta, Magnoliopsida, Solanales, Convolvulaceae. Gene Ontology annotation, molecular function: serine-type endopeptidase activity; ATP-dependent peptidase activity; ATP hydrolysis activity. The transcript is spliced from 18 exons. Gene Ontology annotation, cellular component: peroxisomal matrix.